AUGUUAAUAAAACCCCACCAUGAGACUCCAAGACACCCCCACCAAGAACUGGCCUGGGCUUUUGGUGACAGAAAUAAUGAGACAUGGUUCCCACGGGGAAUCCGCUUUGAUGGCUGGGGUAAUGGCAUUGCGUGGACCAACUAUCGUGAGCUUCAUGUCAAGAUACAAUUGUUGCAGAGUAUCUAUCCGAGCCCAGCUCAGGAGCGAAAAAAGGAGGUUGUUAUUUUCAGAUACGAUGAUACUCAUGGUCCCAUUUUCAAGGCACAUGUUGAUCAGCAUCGCCACCCACUCCAGCUACAGCAGGUCCCUUGA
Molecule: messenger RNA, 312 nt
Organism: Fusarium graminearum PH-1
Lineage: Eukaryota; Fungi; Ascomycota; Sordariomycetes; Hypocreales; Nectriaceae
Exons: 1
Coding region: 1-312 (103 amino acids)
Source: RefSeq, a predicted model, not a curated record